GGGAGGAGUAAACAAAGCUGGGAGGGUUUGGGUGAGUUACGGCCACUGUCCAUCCUCGUCACUCUUGCCACGCCGCCAACACUACUCCUGUGUCUUAUUGUGAGCCACAUGAAACAGGCGGUGAUGUGAUUUACUCCGAUUGUCAUGUAAUGUCGUUAUGAAUGGUACUGGCGACAGAUCGAUCGUCUUCCAAUGAUGAACGGGCAACGGAUUGUCAUCACCUUUUCUCCAGCCUGAGAUAUGCUAAGCUGGUAUUCAGGUGACAAGAACAUGCUUGAACCCUUCAAGAUGGAGGAAGAUCCUGACGGCACCAGCCAACAGGUGGCCGUUAUCAUGACAGGAAAGGUGUAUCGAGAAGCUGGGCUAAAGUACAGCAAGCACCCAGAGGUGGAGGGAAUGCUUUAUGACAAGCUUUGCCAAAUAGGGAAGCACAAAUUAAGAGAUGAUGUCAGAAAAAUGGCACUCAGCAUUGCUUUGUCAGUUUCUGAUAAAGAAUUUCAGCCAACUGUUGACUGGCUUGACAAUUUUAUGCGACGCUUUUGUCUUUCCAAAAAAAUGAUGGGAUUCCACAGCUCAGCCAUGUUGAAGCAUAAGGGGCCAACCCAACCUGAAGUAAAGCCAGCAGCCACAUUGCAAAACAUGACACAAGAUGAUGUAUUCAGUGUUCUAGGCAUCCCUACAGAUUGUGAUCCAAAUCUUGAGAGUGGAAACUUGGAAGAGGCAGCUACCAGUGGUUACAGUAAUGUUACAGAACAAAAUUCAGAAACUGGCAACUUAGUGGCCGAUUGUAUUGAAAAUAAAAGUAAUUCAGAAACACCAGCAAAAGAGGUUGUGGAUGGAAUAUCAAAUGCUGUAACUGAUGCAGUAAAUGAUGUCAGUGCUGCUACUGCAAAUAUCCUGGACAACAACAAAGGUGAAGCAUGUAGUGAAAAAGAUGGGAAAUCUGAAAAGAUGACUGAUAAAGAAACAGGCACUUCUCUUGGUGAAAAUAGAUCAAGUGUACUCAAUAACAAAAAGGAAAGUAGUGAUGAAAUUGAAAACAUUAUAAUAUUAGAUGACAGUAAAGAAGAAAAUACCCAAGCUGAAUCCUCAUGUAGAAAGGAAGGCACUGAGUCCAAGAUUGGAAAAAUAUCCAUUAAAAAGUUUGAGGAUUUAUGUGAAGUUGGUGCAAAAGAGGAGGAUGAAGGUACGGGUGGUAAUAAAGGAAAUUCUAAAGAUAGAAAAGGAAAAGAGAAGUCCAACUUAUCUGAUGAAAGUGAAGAUAAUUCUGAAGAGACUGAUGAGACUGAUAGUGAAGUGAAAGCAAGAACCUCAGAAAGUGAUGAAGGAAGUGCAGAUGCAUCACAACAUGCAGCAGUAAAAAAUGGAGCAGAAGACAUUGAGUAUUCAAAAGCAGAAACAAAAUAUUACAAUAAGAAUAAAGAUGCUCUACAGAAAAAACUUCAAGGAUCUGUGAUGAAAUGCACAUCUUGUUAUGAGCAGGUCAACCACCAUAUCAGCACUUUGGUUUUCACACACCCAGUUCUUGGUCUUUUCAUAUGUAAGAGAUGCCGGAAAUUCUAUGGCAAAGGCAAAUUUCGCAAAGAUAAAGAAGGAUUUGAUGAAUAUUGCCGUCUGUGUGCUGAAGGUGGUGAUCUGUUAUGCUGUGAACAAGAUGGCUGUUUCAAUGGAUUCUGUAAGCGUUGUGUGAAGCGAAUUAUGGGCCGAGCCGAAUUGAAACGUGCGGAAACCACUGAGGGCUGGGCAUGCUAUGUUUGUGACCCCACACCACUAAUGGAACCACGAGCCCUCCAUCGUCUCAUUCUCAGCAACCUGAGGAACUCAGAGGAGGAGGAUGCAAAUCUCUCAAGGAAAGACUUAAAGUCAAAAACAUUAAAGAAUAAGUUUGAAAGCUUGAAGCAGAUGCGUCAGCUAAGGUCACAAAGGGAUGCCCUUUUGAGCGGAAGUAAAGUUGCUGAGCCUGUCAUGAAGACUUCUAAGACUAAUAAUAAUAAUACCUCUGAAGCAGAAGAGAAAAUGCCAAGAGAGAGUAGAAAGAAAAGUGAUAAAGUUACUGAGAAGGAUGAGGAAGUUCUGAAGAAUUGUGAUAAGACUGAUGUGACCCCUAAGGAAAGUGAAGAUAAUAACCCAUGUCCUGUGUUAAGGAAGGUUAUGGAUGAAAUGCUUGGAAUGUUGUCUAAAUGUGUGGAAAAUGUAAAAAUCUUAGACUCCAAGUGGAAGAAAUCCAAAUAUUCUUCAGAAGGAACCAAAAAGGCCAGACAUCAUGUAGCGAAGCAGCUGGAGGCAAUGCGACACAACUUUGAAAUACUAGAAGAAGACUUGCUGGAGUGGUCAGAGAAAACAAUGGUGAAUGAUAAUGGAAAUGCUGUAAAAGAGCAGAAUGUCAUAGGUUUGAAGAGAACAAAGAACUUGCAAGGUAAUAAGGAAGAUGUUGAAAUGAUAGAAAAGGAAAUUAACCAAAAGCACACUAUUGUAAAAGAAGAAAAUAAUAUUUCUGAUUAUUGUCAAUCUCAAGCCAAAAUGGUUUCUUCUGAGAAGGAUGAAGGAAUUACAGAAAAGAACAGCGAACAGAAAAACACUAUUGAUACAUCUGUACAACCAGAUUUUGAUUUAGGAGCUAAUACUGCUAAGCUUGCUGAUUCUGUAGAUCAUUUUGAAGCUUGCAGCCAAGACUCCAGCAAGACCGGUCUUCCAUCUGAUGAUGAACAUUCCCUACCAGACAUAAAAGAAAUGAUUAAGGAAAUAAUAAGUGACCCUGAUGAGCCUAUGGAUGCAGAAGAAAAGAUAACCAUGAUUAAGUCUUUGGACAUGGAGAGUGAAGUACCAGAACUGUUAGGUGAUGUUAGACAGAAAAGGAAAACAGUACAGAAAAAUUAUUGCAAACCAACUGAUGUCAGAAAUAAGGAGGAUAUGGUGGAUUUGCCUGUUGUUAAAAAAGAAUUUGUGGAGACUGGUAGUAAUAGCAACACAUCACUUCCUCAUAGUGAGGACAAGGAGACUACUAAUCCCAGAAUUGGUAAAAAUCGAAGACUUCGAAGUGCUUCUGCUGAGUCUAGAUCUGAUAGUGAUGCUGGAGGUAGUGAAAAAGUUCAGAAGUCAUCCCAACACAAAAAAAUGAAAUUAUGCAUAGAUAGUGAUGAAAAUUAUGAGGGGAAUGAAACCCUGAAUAGGAUAGGGCAAAGCAAUAAGAAAAAUAAGGAAAUUGUAGAUGGUAAUUGCAGUGAAGCAGAUAAAGAAGCUUCAAACAAAAAUGGUGGUGAUAGUGAAGAAUUAAUCGAGGGAGACAUUGAUAAGCCCCAUAGACAAUCAGGAAAUGGAACCACAAGGGCAGGAAAUGCAGGAGAUGACUCAAAAAUUGAGAAUGAUAUUGAAAUUGGUAAGAAAACCAAUCUUAAAUCUUAUCAACUAAAGGAUGGUGCUGAGAAGGAUGGAGAUAUAAUCAGACAAGGGAAAGGCACUGACAUAACCAAAGUAAUAGGUAAUGAUAAGAGGGCAGAAAUGGAAUCCAGCUGUGCAGAAAGUGAUAAUAACAAAACUAAUGAUGAGGAAAAACCUGCCAUUAGCAGUCAAGAGAGCAAUGAUAAGGAAAUUAUCAAAGAGAACAUGAGUGAGAACCAGAUGAAUGUGAAUGACAAGAAGAAACAAGAGAAUAGAGAUGAAAGUAAUCAGGAAAAAGAUGGUAGGGAUGCUGAUAUGUUAGAUAAGGGACCAAGUAAUGUAAAUGACAGUGAAACUGGAAAGGCACAAAGACAUGAAAGCUCUUCAUUGGAGAAAGUUGUAAGUAAAAAGAAAAAGAAAAGCACUGAUGAAUGUAAUGCUGCCAGUGCAGAUAAGAAAAAGAGAAAGAAGUCUAUUGAAACUAGUGUUGAUGAAGAAUCAACAUCAAAAAGUAAGAAAAAACCAACAACUAGAAGUAAAAGACAAACAAAAAAUAAGAAAAGACAACCUGAGGAUAGGGAAGAUGAUAUUCUUUUGGGGUUAUUGAGAGAAUCAGAAACAUCUGAAGAAGAAGACAGUGAUGAAAUCCAGAGACAGUCAGAAGAUGAAGCAGAGGAAAAGAAGGAAAAAACAAAGAAAAAAGAGAAACUUAAUUUUGAUUCAGAAAGUGAAGCAGAGAAAGAGAAAGAUAUGGUGAGUGUAGAUAGAAAGAUUAUUAAGAAAGAGAACAGGAAAGGCAGUGAUAUUGAACAUGGUGAUGAAGAAAUGAACAGUGAAAAUGGUAAAAGUUGGGAAGAUGUGGCAGUGAAGAAAGAAACUGACAGUACUAUAAAGAAGGAAGAGGAUCUGGAAUCAGAAAAGGAUAAAGAAUCUCUUCAGUGUGUGUCAAAUGGCAUUGAUCUUGAUACUGAAAAAGAUGGGAGUGUGAAAUCCCCAUCAAAGAGUAAAGACAAGAGUACUCCUAAGAAAAGAAAAGGGCACUCAAUGACUACAGAAAAUCAGAAAGCAAAAAAUGCAAUUUUAAAUAGUGACAGUGAGAACGAGUUUGAGGAUAAACCUAAGCCCAGAAGCAAGAAGAAACAUUACAGAAGACACAAGAACACCCGAAGUAGAGGACAAUCUCACAAGAAACUAAACCUUAAAAUGACAGAGGAAGAGAUGGAAGAACUUAAAGAGAAACAGCUUGGUAGCAAAUGUCAGGUGCUUGUGGAACAUCUUUCUUCUGAAAUAAGGAAGAAGCUGGAGGAUGUGGAGUUUAUAUAUACAUCUGAUUAUCCUGAAUUGAAUCGCCCCAUCCUCCCAAGGCAGAUGUUUGACAGUGAUGGCUGUGAUGCUGAUGAAGAGGACUCUGACAAGGAAUUCUCUAAACUUAUGAAAUUCAAGUGUGACAGUAUUAAACCAGGGCCUAAAAGCAAGUCUACAAAAAUGAAAUUAAGAUUCAUGGAUGAUGAAGGAAGUGAAGUUAAUGAUAAUGAAGGUGGAAUUUCUGAUGAUGAAGAAAAAAAUGAAGACUUAGAUAAGAAGAAAAAGAAAGCUACCAGACAGAAAAAAGAAGGUUUGUUAGACAUAGACAUUGAUGAAAUUGGUGAGGAAGACAAUGAAGAUGAUGAAGUAGAUGAGGGUGACAAGAAGAAAAAGGUGGAUGGCACCAUAUCAUUAAAUGAAAAAAUGAAGAAACACAUUCUAAUGAGUAGUGAUGAGGAAGCAGAAGAAGAAGAAGAAGAAGAUCCAAAAGAUGCCUCAGCAAGGGAAAAAGAGGAAGAAGAGGCAGAAAAAAAGAAACAUGAGAAGAGAAAAGAAGCAGCUAAAAAAAAGGCUAAAAAUGAAGACAGUGAUGAAGAGUGUUCUCCAAAGGUUUACAAGAAAGGUUACAUGAACCUAAAUUUAUCCACUGAUGAGGAAGAAGAGAAUGAGAAGCAGAAGAAAGGAGAGGCAGAUGUUGAUGAGGAAGAUGAGGAUCCUGAACUUGAAAGUGCCUAUGAGGAUGACAGUGACUUUGAGGAAUCACCCAGAAAAAGAAGAGCUUUCCAGAUAUCAUCCUCAGAUGACAGUGACAGUGGCAAGAAGAAGGUAAAGAAAAAGGUCACAACAGAAGAGGAAAGUGAAGAAGAGGAGGAGAAACCUAAAGGCAAAAGGAAACGCAUUAGAAAAAUGUCGUCAUCUUCUGAUGAGGAGGAUGAUGAUGAUGAUGAGGAAGUAAAGGAUUCACCAAACAAGCACAAGAAAAUAAGAAAAGUUAUCAGAGAUGAAGAUCUGAUGGAGACCACUAAGAAUGCUACACAGGAAGAGGAAGACCGCCGCAAACGUAUUGCUGAGCGACAAAAGCAUUACAAUGAAAUAUUUAUGGUGGAUGUUGAAAAAGACCAGGAAGGAUUUGAUAAGCUGGUACUGGAUUUUGAUCCUAAAACAAAAGCAGAGCUUGUAUCAGUUCAUGAAAAAUUAGUCAAGUCACUGAAACCUCAUCAGUUUAAAGGAAUAAAGUUCAUGUGGGAUGCAACAGUGGAAAGCAUAGAGCAGCUGAAGACCAAACCAGGUGGUGGCUGCAUCCUGGCUCACAGCAUGGGUCUGGGCAAAACUCUUCAGGUGAUCACAUUCUGUCACACUCUGCUUACCAACAAGAUUGUAUCUAAAGAGGUACAGAGAAUUUUGGUGUGCUGUCCUGUGAACACUAUCUUCAAUUGGGUGGCAGAAUUCAGCGUUUGGUUAAAAGGGAGAAUGCUCCCAUUUGAUGUGAUCGAGUUGGCCUCUGCCAAGGACCUCUGGGGCCGUGCAUACCGACUGGAUGACUGGUGGAGGGAAGGAGGUAUCUGCGUCUUGGGCUACAGCAUGUUCCGCAAUCUCUCCAAUAGCAAAAACAAACGCUAUAAAGGCAAGAUGAAAGAAAUCUUCCAGAAGACACUGCUUGAUCCAGGACCUGAUAUUGUGGUGUGUGAUGAAGGCCAUAUGUUAAAGAAUGAAAAGACAGCUCUAUCUGUUGCCAUCAACAAAAUAAGGACCAAACGUCGCAUUAUUCUCACUGGUACACCUCUGCAGAACAAUCUUAAGGAGUAUCACUGUAUGAUACAGUUCAUCAAACCAAAUUUGCUGGGAACCAAGAAGGAAUUUAUGAAUCGGUUUGCAAAUCCAAUUGAGCAAGGUCAGUGUGUGGAAGCCAUGCCAAGGGAUGUGAGAAGAAUGAAGAGGAGGGCUCACAUUCUGCAUAAUUUGCUGGAGGGAUGUGUACAGAGAAUGGAUUACACUGUUCUGAAGCCAUACUUGCCCCCAAAAUUUGAAUAUGUGAUAUCAGUACAGUUAUCUGAAAUUCAAUGUAAGCUGUACCAUUACUAUCUGGAGAACCUGGCCCGAGGAGGCCCAAAGAGGCAAGGGUCAGGACUCUUUGUGGACUUUGGGGCUUUAUCAAGGGUAUGGACUCACCCAAAGGUGCUAGAGCUGGCUAUGAGAAGAGUAGAGUAUGAUGAUGAUGAUGAAGAGCUAGAUGACUUCAUCUGUGAUGACUCCACAACAUCAGAGUCUUCAGAUGAUGAGAGACCCAGUAAGAAAAAAAAGUCAAAAAGGAAGAAUGAAGAAUCAGAAGAAGAGGAAGUUAUUGAAGAAGAGGAAAAGCCAGAGCCUGUUGCUGGAUUAACUGAAAGUGGCAAAGUGAGGAUUGAUUGGUGGAAAAAAAUUCUUGAAGAUCAUGUUGGAGAGGACUUUGAGGAGGAAGAAUAUCUGGACAAACUGGAGCAUGGUGGAAAGAUCAUCCUCUUGCUGGACAUCCUUAGAGAGUGCUGCUCUAUUGGGGAUAAAGUAUUGGUUUUCAGUCAGUCACUCUUAACACUGGACAUGAUAGAGUGCUUCCUACAGGCUAUUGACUGUGGGGAUAUAGAACAACCAAAAGCUGAAGAUUCAUUGCCCUUGCCCUACAAAAACUGGAAGAGGGAUCGAGAUUACUUGCGUCUUGACGGCUCCACUGCUGCUGAUGCAAGAAAAAGUUUGUGUAGAACCUUCAAUGAUACCUCCAAUGAACGGUGUCGCCUUUUCCUGAUUUCUACCAAGGCUGGAGGCUUGGGUAUCAACUUGGUGGGAGCGAACCGAGUCAUUAUUUUUGACUCAUCGUGGAAUCCCUCUCAUGACACUCAGUCCAUAUUCAGGGUGUACAGGUUUGGCCAGAAGAAGCCAUGCUAUAUUUACCGUUUCGUUGCACAGGGUACAAUGGAGGAGAAGAUAUACUCACGUCAAGUGGCCAAGAUGUCGACAGCUCUACGUGUGGUUGAUGAGCACCAGAUUAAAAGAUACUUUAGAAUGGAUGAAUUAGCACAGCUGUAUGAGUUUAAUCCAUCAGACACAGAUAUCAGAGAGACCCCUAUUGUUCCAAAGGAUCGGUUACUGGCAGAACUGUUACAAAGGCAGAAAAAUUGGAUUGUCAAGUAUCAUGAGCAUGAGUCUCUUCUAGAAAACCAGACUAGUGAAGAGCUAAGUGAAGAGGAGCGAAAGGCAGCAUGGGAAGACUAUGAAAAUGAAAAGAAGGGCUUUAUGGGGCAGAAUUACCGAAACAGUGUGAUGCCAGUCAUGGGAGCCCCAACCAUAUUGAACCAUCCUGGUCUUCCUUCACUCUCCCUCUCUUCAUUCAGUUUAGAGGGUGUUGUAAACACUAUCAAAGCUCAGAAUCCCAGCCUGAAUACAAUGGAACUUUGUGAGAGUGUGUUGCUGGCUACCAAGCAGAUUCAAAAGGUGCACCUGAAUCACUACCAGCGGGUCCAAGCCAUGGUUUAUAAUCUUAAGAAUCCUAUGAUUGCCCCAGAGCAGAGGAAACUCCUUCCAUUUGGCAAUCAUCCAGAAAUGCUUCCAAUGCUAGAACAGCAGUUGAGGUUACUUGAGGAAAAUAUUCAGCGAGGAAAACCAAGUAAUUACUCACAUUGACCAAGGAACUGCACAACGGAAUCAGUUAUCAACAGCCAAUCUGCUGUCAGCUGGUCUCCUCCGUGGACAACCAGUGAGCAGUGGCAUCAGUUCAGCAACUGUUAAUUAUGUAGAGCGGCCAUCUAGUUCAUCAGCUGGGAGACCAACUUUACCACUUUCAGAAAAUUCUCAAGAAAAGAGAACUGGAUCAAAUGAUGUUAUCCUGCUUGACUGAGGCACUAGUCUGGGUGGCUGGUCUAUGCCAAGGAGUUUUGUAGCCCAAAGGAACCUCUCUCUCUCACUUUAAUGUGAACACUGAUGUUUUUUUUCCAUGUAAAGUAUAUAGUAGUGGGACUUUUUGUGUAUCUAUGGUGCAAAAGAAAUAGUAAAAUUUUCCAUCAAAAGUUCUUUCAUAAAAUUUUGUUUUGAUCUGUGUUUUAAGUGCUGGAAUCACCAAGGUAAUUUAGAGGAAAAUAUUUAUUUUCAUAUGUCUUGAUAAUGGUUCUGUAUUCAGCAGUACUGUACCUUGAAAUCUUGUCAUGAAAAAUUGAUAAAGGAAUGUGUUUCUUCACAAGUAAAAAAAAAAAAGAAUAAAUAAAAAAUCUAUAAAAAAUAAAAGUAUUAAACUGAUGUAAUCCAUCAAAUGAUUUCAUAUUUUAUAUAUUUUAAUUUUGUCAGUUUAGGCAAAUUUUUAAGUAUCUUGCUAUUACUGAUGGAAAUCAGAAAAAAAAAAUUAUUUAUUUUCGUAUCAUAGAUUAUAGUAAGGAUCUUGUACUCAUGGUUAGGUUUCCAAUGUUGGUUUAUUUUUUUUCUUUUAUAUUUGCUUAUUUUUGUUAAAUCUGACUGAUUAGUUUGUCAGUUAGAGAGUUAAUAAAUUGUCUGACAAA
Scylla paramamosain (green mud crab) is the source of this 9203-nucleotide messenger RNA. Its product is annotated as transcriptional regulator ATRX-like. The coding region runs from base 241 to 8337 and encodes 2698 amino acids. Gene Ontology annotation, molecular function: ATP binding; ATP-dependent chromatin remodeler activity; ATP hydrolysis activity. The record is from RefSeq and is a predicted model, not a curated record. The transcript has 34 exons. Gene Ontology annotation, cellular component: nucleus. Lineage: Eukaryota; Metazoa; Arthropoda; Malacostraca; Decapoda; Portunidae.